AUGGCGUACUAUUUGAUAGGUGCAAUCUUGGUCAUCUACUAUAACAUAGCAGCCAACAGUUUACCUAUUCCGUACGUAACUGAGCACCUUGAAGAAAGCCUGGAGGACGUAUUGAAGAAGGGACAAGGUGCGAGGGGUGCAAUAAUACCAGAGAGCGUAAAGGCAAGUACAGAUGCUAAGACAAACGUUUUUAAAAUUGUCAAAGAUUUCAUCGGUAAUGAAGAUGACGUCAAAAGGACAUUAUUUUUUUGUAAAGAAGGCUUGUGCAAAAUUCUUAGCGAUGAUGACUUGAAUGCCGAUGACACUACGACUGACGGUAUAAUAAAAGCUCAAAGAAAAAAGUUAACGAAGAAAAUUUCCGAGGAAAAAAUUAAAGAAAUUUACAAAGCAAAAGAAAGCGAUAUCCUUACCUUUGACGCCACGCAUGAUCGGAGCCAAGAGGAAGGAAAUCCCGGGGGUAACGAUAGGAUAAAGUCAGCGCCUAAAAUGAAAUUGGAGAGCAUAUUCAAAGGGCACAGAUACGUUAAGCUGAAGCAGAAUACAGACCCUUUCGACGUGACAAUGACAACCCCAGUUCUUCCCAAAUUGAUAAAAUUCAAAUUCGCCAAGACGAGGGUGCCCAUCACAACUACCAGCAAAUUAAAGAUUUUAUAUCAAGACACUAAAGUACUCAUGCCCGAAACUCUGGAUGAAAUGAUACGGCAAUAUCAAAUGUACCCUGGAGCGGGUUGUAUGUAUGUAAAAGGUUGUGACGGAAAUCCUAUCAAAAUUGUGAAGUCGCCGCAAGCUAUGGCGCUCAUUGCUAAAAUCUACAGAGAGGUUUUGGAUAAGCCGGAAGGGCACCAAGUCAUAAACUUCUACCUCCAGAAGUAUGAGCCUCAGCACAUUUAUGUCGAAGACGAUCAAUAUGUCGCAUCCAAGAGAUCGACCAUUUCUACAACUUCACUUACAGUGAAUUCUGAAUGCUUUAUGUAUUAG
Nezara viridula (southern green stink bug) is the source of this 978-nucleotide messenger RNA. The record is from the annotation of a GenBank genome assembly. Lineage: Eukaryota; Metazoa; Arthropoda; Insecta; Hemiptera; Pentatomidae.